Messenger RNA from Notolabrus celidotus (New Zealand spotty), 8401 nucleotides. RefSeq names its product nucleoporin 98 and 96 precursor (gene nup98). Gene Ontology annotation, biological process: RNA export from nucleus; post-transcriptional tethering of RNA polymerase II gene DNA at nuclear periphery; protein import into nucleus. NCBI's taxonomy places the organism in Eukaryota, Metazoa, Chordata, Actinopteri, Labriformes, Labridae. The transcript has 35 exons. Bases 208 to 5733 code for a protein of 1841 amino acids. The record is from RefSeq and is a predicted model, not a curated record. Gene Ontology annotation, molecular function: structural constituent of nuclear pore. Gene Ontology annotation, cellular component: nuclear pore cytoplasmic filaments; nuclear pore.
UGACGUAUGAAAGUGCGUAUUGACGUAUUGACGGCAGACAGUUUCCCUCCUCGCUGACAAAGCUAUCCGGCUACUCCGAUGUUUGUUUAAACAUCCAUCAUUCUGGACUUGAAAUCUUUAACACAGUGAAUACAGGCCGGUAAAGAAACUCAACGACCACAGAAACAUUGUUCCAGAAGACUUAUGCUGUCCUGCUAGCAGGGCAACAUGUUCAACAAGUCAUUUGGCACUCCCUUCGGCGGUGGAGGGACGGGGGGCUUUGGGACCUCGUCAACCUUUGGACAGCAAAACGCAGGUUUUGGGGCAGCAGGAGCCUUUGGGACGUCUGCGUUUGGAACCACAAGCAACGCUGGAGGACUGUUUGGUGCCACACAGAAUAAACCUGGCAGUCUGUUUGGGUCGAGCACAUUCAGCCAGCCGGCGGCUUCCUCCACAAGCACCGGCUUCGGUUUUGGUGCAGCGAACGCAACUUCUACCAACCUUUUUGGCAGCACGGCAACAGGGACCGCUGGCGGGCUCUUCUCCCAGCAGAACAAUGCUUUCGCUGCCAACAAACCCACUUCUUUUGGAAGCUUCGGGACGAGCACCAGCAGCGGCGGUCUGUUCGGCUCCACCAACACCACCUCCAACCCUUUCGGUGGAGCAGCCUCCCUGUUCGGAGGCUCUGGCUUCUCUGCCACUCAGCAGCCAGGAACCACGGUGAAGUUCAAUCCUCCAACAGGAAGUGACACCAUGGUGAAAGCAGGCGUGACCACGAACAUCAACACCAAGCACCAGUGCAUCACCGCCAUGAAGGAGUAUGAGAACAAAUCCUUAGAGGAGCUGAGGCUGGAGGACUACCAGGCAGGACGAAAGGGUCCGGCCAACCCGAUGGCGGCAGGGACCGGCAGCCUGUUCGGAACAGCUGCAGCCACACCCAGCACUGCCACCGGCCUAUUUGGUGCCACCGCCCCUAACACCAGCUUCUCCUUCGGACAGAAACAAAGUACUUUCGGAGCCACACCUGCCGGGACUUUCGGCGCAACAGCAGGUGGGCUGUUCGGUCAGCCGGCGCAGCAGCCGGCCGCGAGCCUCUUCAAACCGUUUGGUCAACCCACCACCACGCAGAGCACCGGCUUCUCCUUCGGCAACACCAACACUAUGGGACAGGCAAACGCCAGCACCAUGGGUUUGUUUGGGAGCACCGCAGCAGCUCAGCCGGGCGGAUUGUUUGGCGCUACUCAGACAAGCACUGCCACCGGCUUUGGGACUGCAACCGGGCUGUUUGGCAACACCACUGCUGGAUUUGGAAACGUCGGCACUCAGCCAAGUCUGUUUGGAAAUAAAACAGCCGGAUUCGGCACCACCACCACCAGCGCCCCGUCUUUCGGCACCGGCACCGGGCUGUUUGGAAACAAGCAGGCUCUCACACUGGGGACAGGAACCAACACGUCCACCUUUGGUUUUGGGGCAAACCCUGCUGCUGGGAGUCUGUUUGGAAACAAGCCGGCAACCGGAGGACUGGGAACCGGGCUGGGAACCAGCUUUGGAGCAGCAGUGGGCACAGGUGCGGCAUCUCUGUUUGGGAACAACCAGAACAAAAUGGGCACCACGCUGGGAACGAUGGGAACGUUCGGAGCGGCCGGAUUCAACAGCGGAGCCAGCACGCUCGGCUUUGGAGCUCCACAGCAGCCCGUUGCUCUCACAGAUCCGAACGCAGCAGCGGCCCAGCAGGCCAUUCUCCAGCAGCAGCUCUCUGUCCUGGCAUAUUCGCCGUAUGGAGACUCACCGCUGUUCAGAAACCAGCUGUCAGACCCCAAGAAGAAAGAGGAGCGUCUAAAACCCACCAAUCCGACGGCCCAGAAGGCUCUGACCACGCCCACCCACUACAAACUGACGCCACGCCCUGCGACAAGAGUCCGCCCCAAAGCUCUGACAUCAGGAGGCGCAUCUAAGACACAGCUGUUCGACGGCCUGGAUGACGACGAGCCCUCGCUCACCAAUGGAGCCUUCAUACCCAGGAAAAGCAUCAAGAAACUGGUGCUGAAGAAUCUGAACAGCAGCCAAUACAACAGUCCAAUCAACAAGGAGACAGACGACCUUGCUUCACCUCCGGAGUAUCCACAGAAUGGACACAGUCACAUGGAGGAGGAGGACGAGCUGAGGGAGGUGCCUGGCCCCAGCAGCCGAGCCGAUGAAGACCCCGAGGUCACGCAGUUCUACGUCAACCCCAUCGCCAAGCCCAUCCCUCAGGGCCGCGCUCAGGCCAGCCUGCAGGACACCAUCAGCGACCUCAAUAUGCACAAAGCGUCCAGGAAUGGGCUCGAGCUGAGCAGCGAGGAUGUGUCUGCGUCUCUGGGGGAGGAGUCUCUGCAGGAGGAGAGAGAGGAGGAGCAGCAAGAGGCCCAACAGUCUCCUCACCCUGCAGGCAUUGUCCUGAACCGUGUGGGUUACUACACCAUCCCCUCCAUGGAGGAUCUGUCUGAGAUGGUGGACGAGAACGGAGACUGCGUGGUGGAGAACUUCACAGUCGGCAGAAAAGGUUACGGCUCCGUCUUCUUCCCUGGUGAGGUGAACGUGGCGGGACUUAACCUUGAUGAGAUCGUCCACUUCAGACGCAAAGAGGUCAUUGUGUAUCCUGAUGAUAAAAACAAGCCGGCAGAGGGGGAGGGGCUUAACAGGCGAGCGGAGGUGACUCUGGAUGGCGUUUGGCCGAAUGAUAAGACGACCUGCACGCAGAUCCGGAGCCCCGAGCGUCUGACUGACAUGAACUACGAGGGCCGUCUGGAGAAAGCGUCACGCAAACAGGGUGCCAAAUUCCUCGAGUACAGACCUGAGACUGGAUCCUGGGUGUUCGAGGUGACCCAUUUCUCCAAAUACGGCCUCCAGGACUCCGAUGAAGAGGAGGACGUCCCGCUCAAAACCGACCCCAAGAAGCUGAAGACGAUGAUGCCACUUCCUCCCUCCAAAUUGCAGCAGCAACUCCCACCCUCCCAGCAGCAGGUGGCGCCGCAGGCUCAGUCCACUGUCGUUCUUGAUCUCCCGGGUGGCGUCCCCGAGUUGGACAGCGACAUGGCCGACAUCACCCAGAGCUUCCCCACAGAGAGCAUUCUUGGAGGAGAGGAGGACAGUGAGCUGCUGGUGAGCGAGAUGGACGUGACCGGCGGGAAGCUUGCAGGUUUGAUCUCCGCAGAGCAGGACGGCAUUGCCACAUCCGGCCAUAUUGCGUCCUCGCUGGGCAUCAACCCGCACACCCUGCAGAUAAUGAAAGCGUCACUGUUUGCUGAAGACGAGGAGGAGGGCGACAUGUUCCAGGACCACACAGCGAUGAAGGUCUCCACUGACGUCUCGUCUCCUCGCAUCGUCUUGCCAGGAACACAGGGCCGACCCUCAGUGGGCGGUCUCCUUCAGGCUCGUUUUACCUCGGGCCUCUUCUCUCAGCUCUCAGACUCUCCUCGUCCUGCUCUCAUUCCUCCCCCUCUCUCUCGGACGACUCUGGUGGAGCCCUCCCGGCCACUGCAGUGGGCGGGGUCCAGCCCCUCGUCCUUCUUGUUGCCCCCUCGGGUCCCAGAGCCGGCAAUCAGGACGGUUGGCAUCCGGCGGCUGGGCGGCCCCGUCCCCCUCAAGGAGUCUGUCGCUCAGGGGAAGGGUCGUCUGUUGAUGGACGCGGGGCUGUUUGCAGGUCGCUCCUUCAGGGUGGGAUGGGGUCCUGGCUGGACGAUGGCUCACUGCGGUCAUCAGCUGAGCUCAUCUUCCACGAAACAGCUCGACCAGCAAGAACUGACAACGAAAACAGACUUCAGCUUCCUGCCUAAACCCACCAGGAGCAAACCGCUGACUGAGAGCCCUUAUAAGGUGGUGUUGGAGCAGCUGGUGGGUCUGGACUCUCCUGCAGUGAAGAGCAGUGAGGAAGAGGAAGAGGACGAGGAGGACCACGCAGUGCUACAGCGCCCCCUCGAGAUCUGUCUGAAACACAGCACCGUCGACACCAUGGACGAAUCCCCCUGCCCCCUGGUUCGACCACAACCAGGUGUGGCGGCGCUUCAUGAGUAUGCUGAGUGGAUCAGCGAGUUGAACGACCAGCAGGGAGAUACAGACCCUCUGUUCGGGUACUGGUCUGAGGUCUGGACUCUGUGUGAAGCCCUGUGGGGCCGGUUGGGGCCUUCGGAUCAGGAUCAAGACAUGGAGACGCCCAGCGAGUACGAGCAGCAGCUGGAGAGGAGGCGGAGUUUCUCGGCCUGGCUGGCCCGCGGCGCCUCCUGCAGGGUGGAGGAGGAGGUGGCACAGGCAGGGAAGGGUCGUCACACGGACGCCAUCUUCAGCUACCUGACCGGCAACCGCAUUAGCGAGGCGUGUCGGCUCGCGCAGAAGGAGGGAGACCACCGUCUGUCCCUGCUGCUGUCUCAGGCUGUGGGCUCCCAGUACUGUCGGGACCUGCUCGCCCUGCAGCUCGCCGACUGGAACCGCAUGCAGACCGACUGCUACCUGCCCGAGGAGCGACUCCGCAUCUUCACACUGCUCGCCGGGAAACCUGUGUGGCAGUCUUCUGACUCGGUGGUCAACGUUUGCUCGGAGCUUGACUGGAAGCGCUCCGUGGCCGUCCACCUCUGGUUCAUGCUGCCACCAACGGCCUCGGUGGCCGAUGCCCUCGCCAAGUACGAAGCCGCCUUUCAGGGCUCCUGUGAGGGGGGAAAGUACGCCUGCGCCCCCCUGCCUCCGUACAUGGAGGAGGAGCAGCCGGACAUGGAUUUUGAGGAAAAGGAGGAGUCUAAGCGGCCGCUUCACGACCUCUGCUUUCACUUGCUCAAACUCUACAGCGACAGACACUACAGCCUGCAGCAGCUGUUGGACCCUCUGUCCGUCACCUGGGAGCGUCUGGACUACCGUCUGAGCUGGCACCUGUGGGGUGUCCUGCAGGCGCUGCACUACAGCCACCUGAGCGCCUCACGACAGGGACUCCUUCACGCCAGCUAUGCCGCGCAGCUGGAGAGCGCCGGCCUGUGGCAUAUGGCCAUCUUCAUCCUGCUGCACAUUCCUGACCACACUCAGCGGGAGCGAGCUGUGCGAGAGAUGCUGACCCUGCACUGCCCCCUGCAGGAGACGGACGAGUCGGUGCAAAGGGAACGCUUCCUGACUGAGAGGCUGCUGAUCCCUGAGCAGUGGAUCCACGAGGCCAAGGCCACCAGAGCACGCCGCGACACUGACAGACACCAGGAGGCACUGCACCUGUACCGGGCCGGGUACUGGAGCCAGUGUCAUCGACUGCUGAUCCAACAUCUGGCCUCAGACUGCAUCAUCAACGACAACCAUGACUACCUGCUGGAGUUCCUGGAGGGGCUGGCUGUCCCUGAACACAGCGCAACCAUUCAGGACUGGGACACAGCAGGGAGGGUUUACCUGGACUACAUCCGAGUAAUAAAGACUCUGCAGGACAUCCAACAGAUGGAAAACGCUGGUUACGAGCUGGAGCGUCUCUACACCGAUGUGACUUCCCUGUGCAGCAGGAUCGAGCUGCUGCCCUGCAGCACCGCCAGAGACCGGCUUGCCCAAUCAGAAAUGGCGAAGCGUGUGGCCAACAUCCUGCGGGUGGUGCUGAGCCUGCAGCAGGGCGACGCUGCGUCCGACUCCCUCAGCAUCCCCCUCACCCAGCUGGCCCCGCACAUCACCCGCCUGCCGAUGCCCGAGGACUACACACUGGAGGAGCUGCGAGGCCUCACACAGUCGUACCUGAGACAGCUUAUCGUCAGCCAAUGAGAGCGCGGACCACUAGCUGACAUGAGACAGAUCUAUGCUGCAGCUGCUUGAGUAUCUUUAAACUCUGAUGUAGAAAGUUUCCAAAAAGACCGAAGAUGAUGUUUUGAGAGUCGUCAUUUGAGGAGGAGAGCAGCUUGAGAACUUCAAUCUGGACUAUUUUCACUUUCAUUUCAGACGUCGUCCAUCUGAGCUGUUUUUGGCAUCUCCAGUUUGUCGGGUAGAAAAAAGUUCUGAUGCAUCAUUCCUCAUAGUCUGUCACUUCACGGGAGCGUUUUAAAGAUAAACAACAGUAAAUGACAUGAAAUGACUCCCAAGUUGAACCACAACAGUUUGCUUUUAUGAGGCCGUUAUCACGAUUAAAUGAUGGUUUCCACAUGAGGUUGUUUUUCCUUCAAAAAGAAGAAAACAACAAAUCUAAAGGGGUCACAUGGUGGAUCCUGGCACGCAAGAUUUAGCUCUUCCAAAUGAUCCUAACAUUAGACUUUCCUCAGGUAAUAAACUGCAUCCAUUAACUUUAAAGCCUCUACAUCGAGCAUGAAAUAUUCUUCAGUUGACAGAGUCUCAAGGGUUUGUUUGAUGUUUGAAGAUGUGUCCACGCCAAAAUUAGAGCACGUUUUCAUCAACCCUGAUUAUUUAAAAACUCAAAGCAAACACGAACGUCGAUGGAGAUUCCCACAGGGCAAAGCAGGACAUGCAAACUCCAGCAAGUAACCAUUUUUCUAUCGAAGCAAGAAGUUUACAGGGUGCUGUGCAGAAUAAUUUUUGUUGCAUCUGAAGAGGGAAAACAAAACUCCAUAAAAAAAAGAACACAUUUUUCAAACAUUUAAUUUUCACUCAAUAUUAACGAUAUCACACAACAACAAAAAGACUCACAAUACAUGAAACAGAAAUUGCAGCAAAGUUAUUCCACACACCAACGAGCUCAACUUUCAGAUUUGAUAUCCCAACAACCCUUCUUUCCCCUUUUAAUUGAGUCUCAUAUCUUAAAACAUCUGGAUUGUAAUUUCUUGCUGGCAUUGCGGUCCAUCCGACGAAUCAACCAAAAAACGUUAAUAAAAACAAGUUCCGGAAAUUAAUGCAGAGAAAGGAACGACUGAUUUUAAUCGUCAUGUUUUGGAUGUGACAAAGCGUGGAUUUUAUUAGUUAUUUCAGCCUCCUUUCAACCUGUGACUGUUUGGUUUUCAAGCAUAUCUGAGAAAUAAGAAUAAAAAACAAUGAUGCUGUUGUAAAACCUGGAAGAAACCCAAAAACUUACUUUGACUUCAGUCUAUGCUUAAGGAACACUGCCUGAAUCAGUCUGCCCAAACUGCACCUGGUAAAACUAUUCAGCACUGUUUAGUUUUAAUCCACUCAGUUUCAGUCUUCACACGUUGAAGACCAAACAACAGCAAAUUCAAACAACUCAAGUCUUCAGAAUCUGUGGUGUCCAAAUUCAGCUUCUUUACUAAGUACUGCUUCAAAACAAAGAUCUGAAUUUCACUGCGAUUAAGCUAAAGAGUCUCAAACUAUAUUCAAACGUCCCUGCUUGCAUUUAAAACUUAAAACAAAAAAGGAAACAUCAUUUGUAGAAGGAGCUAAAACUUGUGGUCGUUCAACAAGAGUCACUUAAUUCGGUCUCGAUGGUGUAAAAAUUGUCAUUUCUAAGUCUAUUUUUGUUUAUAUUUUAAAAAUGCUCCUAAAAAAACGUCUUGUUUUCAUGAGCUGCUUUUGUUUUUCUUGCGUGAGCGUUCGAACCCUUGGUAACUCCCCAAAGACAAGCGCCUUGCUGUUGAUUCCCUGAUUUAACGUGGGCAGAAAACACAACCACACCUCAACUGUGUUGUUUGUUCAACAUUUGGAUUCAUUGUAAGUGAAUAAAACAGCCGUUAGCUUAGCAUAGUGUGACAGUAGCAUCUGUUCAUCUGUCUAUAUGUGAAUAGAGACGAUAAUCUUAUUAUAAAAGAUGAGCGCUGAUGUCGUACAAACGGGUUUGAUGUGCACAAAGUUGAUUUUUCUGGAGACGACUCAGAGGAAAGCUCAACAUGCAAGAGUAAAACGCCUAAUGGUCUAUUUUUGUAGAUUUCUGUUUGGUGUGUGUGAGUCAGAAGUGUGUGUGUGUGUGUGUGCAUGUUAACCAGAGAUAAACAACAACAAACACCCAUGUUUUUUUAUAUAUAUAUAUAUAUAUUCAUUAUCACUUCAUUAUAGUUUUGAUGUCAGACGUUUAAAGUGAAGCGUUUCCUUCCAAAACGAGAUGCCAGCCAGAGAUUUCACAGCAUGUACUUAUAUAAAUAUUGUAUAUUUUUGGAAAUCAAACAGGGAAUAUCAGGUCAUUUUUAUUCUACACCUUUAAUUAUUAAAAAAAUUGGAUGCAAAGUGUUUUGGAAAGAAGCCCUUCACUUUUUGACGGAUUGUUUGAUUGUAGGUAUUUUUGUUGUAGAGUAUCUGUCAGCUUGCCAAGAAUGGUUUUCUGUUUUUUCUAAAGUGGAAUCAGUUUUUUUUUUCUUUUCAGCAAACAGGAAUCUCUAUAUGAUGUCUGUUUCUUCUCCUGUUUAACAGCAGCUGUGUGGAAGAUGUGUACAUGGAUGGAUACGGUGUGUGAGUGUGAGUGAGUGUGAGUGAGUGAGAGUGAGCAUGUUUUCUGAUGAUUUUGUUGAUAAUAUUUUUUAAUAAAGUCAAGUAGAAAUAA